CUCUCCCUCCCUCUUUGAUACCCCCAAACACCUCAAAGCUCUCUCUCAAAGCUUCUCUUCCAACCACAGCUCCCAUCUCUCACAAGUAAUGGCUUCCUACGCAGACAUGGCCGCCAAGGGCCCCAAGCAGACUCCCGAGGAGGCCGCCGCUCCCCCUCCCCCCGAAAUCUCAGUCGACUCCACCGCCUCCACCUCCUCCCUCGUCGACGUCGACAUGCCGAGCGUGCACACCGUCCCCAACGACUUCCUCGAGCAGGAGAUCCAGACAGACACCCAAGCCGACCGCGUCGAGCGCGAAGAAAAGGCCCGCGCCGAGGCCGACCUCGCCAAGAAGAAGGCCGCCUCCAAGGCCCGUAAGGCCGACUCGUGGCUCAAGCGCCAGUUUUCUUCUCUGUCCGACGGCAGCGCCAGCGCCCUCGUCGUCUCCAACCUCGUCGGUGUCGUCGGCCUCAGCGCCUUCCUCGGAUACAAGGCUUGGGGUCUGUACGAGCGCGGCCGUCUGUCGUGGCAGAGCGUCGGCUUGGGAUUGGGCAUCCUUGGUGUUGUUGGCCUGGGUGAGGGUAUCUUUGGAAGCUACCUGUACAAGACCAAAGGCAAGAAAUAAAGAGACAAGCGCGCGCCGGGGACGACG
This is a messenger RNA of Colletotrichum phormii, 631 nucleotides long. RefSeq lists its product as uncharacterized. The record is from RefSeq and is a predicted model, not a curated record. Lineage: Eukaryota; Fungi; Ascomycota; Sordariomycetes; Glomerellales; Glomerellaceae. Gene Ontology annotation, cellular component: mitochondrial outer membrane. Gene Ontology annotation, molecular function: nascent polypeptide-associated complex binding. Bases 89 to 604 code for a protein of 171 amino acids. The transcript has 4 exons.